CGCAUCGUGCAGAACUGCGGCACCGACAAGGAGAAGCGCUACGCGCGCAAGAUCGAGCCCAUCCGCCGCAAGGGCAACUACCUGCUCUGCUCGCUGCUGCUGGGCAACGUGCUGGUCAACACCACCCUCACCAUCCUCCUCGACGACCUCAUCGGCUCCGGCUUCGGCGCUGUCGUGGCCUCCACCAUCGGCAUCGUCAUCUUCGGCGAGAUCAUGCCGCAGGCGCUCUGCUCGCGCCACGGUCUUGCCGUGGGCGCCAACACCAUCCUGGUCACCAAGUUCUUCAUGCUGGUCACCUUCCCCCUCUCGUUCCCCAUCAGCAAGCUGCUCGACUGCAUCCUGGGGCAGGAGAUCGGCACCGUCUACAACCGCGAGAAGCUGGUGGAGAUGCUGAAGGUGACGGAGCCCUACAACGACCUGGUGCGGGAGGAGCUCAACAUGAUCCAGGGCGCCCUGGAGCUGCGGACCAAGACGGUGGAGGACGUGAUGACCCCCCUGCACAACUGCUUCAUGAUCAACAGCGACGCCAUCCUGGACUUCAACACCAUGUCGGAGAUCAUGGAGAGCGGCUUCACCCGCAUCCCCGUCUACGAGGACGAGCGCUCCAACAUCAUGGACAUCCUCUACGUCAAGGACCUGGCCUUCGUCGACCCCGAUGACUGCACCCCGCUCAAGACCAUCACCAAGUUCUACAACCACCCCGUGCACGUCGUCUUCCACGACACCAAGCUGGAUGCCAUGCUGGAGGAGUUCAAAAAGGGGAAGUCCCACCUGGCCAUCGUGCAGAAGGUGAACAACGAGGGCGAGGGGGACCCUUUCUACGAGGUGCUGGGGCUGGUGACGCUGGAGGACGUCAUCGAGGAGAUCAUCAAGUCGGAGAUCCUGGACGAGUCGGACAUGUACACCGACAACCGCAACCGCAAGCGCGUGGGCAACCAGAAGAACAAGCGGGACUUCUCGGCCUUCAAGGACCCCGUCAACGAGCUCAAGGUGAAGAUCUCCCCGCAGCUGCUGCUGGCCGCUCACCGCUUCCUCUCCACCGGUGAGUCCGGGGAACGGGGCUCCGAAUGCCGGAGAUGA
Tinamus guttatus (white-throated tinamou) is the source of this 1080-nucleotide messenger RNA. The record is from RefSeq and is a predicted model, not a curated record. NCBI's taxonomy places the organism in Eukaryota, Metazoa, Chordata, Aves, Tinamiformes, Tinamidae.